AUGGGUUCUCAAGAACAAACAACCCUGGCCACUCAGAAUCAACUCUUCUACGGCACCUUUAUUUACCCCAAGACCCUGACCGACCUCGAAUAUCUCCACAACACGGCCGUUGCUGUUGACCAGAAUGGCACCAUUGUUGCCAUCGAGCCAGACUAUGAUCUCUCUCAGGCCGCCAGCACUUUUUUCCCACGCCUAGGCUGGGCUCCGGACAGCGUUUCCAUACACUCCUCCCUAGCUUCCCAUAACCAAUUCUUCUUCCCCGGCUUCAUCGACACUCACCUGCACGCCCCGCAGUACCCCAAUGUUGGUAUCUUCGGCAAGUCCACUCUCCUCGACUGGCUCGAGACCUACACAUUUCCACUCGAGGCUUCGCUCUCGGAUCCGGCCAAGGCCCGGACCGUUUACAACCGCGUUAUCCGCAAGACCCUGAGCCAUGGCACCACGUGCGCCGCCUACUACGCCACCAAAGACGUCACUACCACCAACUUGCUCGCCGACCUGUGUCUGCGCGCCGGUCAGCGCGCCCUCGUCGGCCGUGUGUGCAUGGAUCAGCUGUCCCCGAAGUACUACCGCGACGCCUCGGCCGCUGACUCUGUGGCCGCCACCCGCGAAUCGAUCACCUACAUCCAGUCCAUCGAUCCGACCGGCGCCAUCGUCCGCCCCGUGAUCACCCCGCGCUUCGCGCCUUCGUGCUCGGCGCCCCUGAUGGCCGAACUAGGCAAGCUAGCGGCCGAAACGGGCCUCCCCGUUCAAACGCACAUCUCGGAGAACGAAGGCGAGAUUGCGCUGGUGAAGGAAAUGUUCCCUGCCAAGAAGAUCGGAGCGAAAGGGGACACCUACACGCACGUGUACGACACCUUUGGCCUGCUGACGGACAAGACCAUCCUGGCGCACGGCGUGCACCUAUCAGAAGAGGAGGUGCAGAUCAUCAAGGCAAGGGGAAGCAAGGUCAGUCACUGCCCGUGCAGCAACAGCGCUCUUACGAGCGGCGCAGCGCGGGUGAGGUGGCUACUGGAGCGCGGCAUUGAGGUCGGUUUGGGUACGGAUAUGAGCGGCGGGUAUAGCCCAUCAGUGUUGGAGAUGGCGAGGCAGGCGGCGCUGGUGAGCCGGCAUGUGGCUAUGGGAUAUAGGGAGAGGGCCAAGCUGACGGUGGAAGAGGUGCUGUAUCUGGCUACAAAAGGAGGAGCGGAACUAGUAGGGAUGAAAGGAAAGGUGGGCGGGUUUGAGGUGGGCAUGGAGUGGGAUGCGCAGUUGAUUGGGCUGGGGAGGGAUGUGGUGGAUGAAGAAUAUGAAGGUGAGGAAAAGGAGGAGGAAGGGAAUGUAGAUGUGUUUGGGUGGGAAAGUUGGCCGAAUAAAGUGGCCAAGUGGUUGUUUAACGGCGACGAUAGGAACACGAAGAAAGUUUGGGUCAAGGGGAGGUUGGUGCAUGAGAGGAAAUAGACUGGGGUAUCGAUUUUUU
Molecule: messenger RNA, 1459 nt
Organism: Neurospora tetrasperma FGSC 2508
Lineage: Eukaryota; Fungi; Ascomycota; Sordariomycetes; Sordariales; Sordariaceae
Exons: 2
Coding region: 1-1440 (479 amino acids)
Biological process (GO): guanine catabolic process
Cellular component (GO): cytosol
Molecular function (GO): zinc ion binding; guanine deaminase activity
Source: RefSeq, a predicted model, not a curated record